UCCCUGCUCGUCCACUUGAUGUCUCUUUUGAAUUAAGUGCUCGUGUGUUCUCACUUGCUACCCAAUUAAUCAAAACAAGCUCUAACAAGGAUAUGGUAGUGGCUAGUAUUCAGAUACAAGUGUCAUGGAUUUUAGUUGGUUCGCUAAUGUGUCUUGGGCCCAAUUUUGUCAAAUUGCACCUUCCGCAAUUGCUGCUUUUGUGGCAAACAGCAUUACCAAAGCCCAAUUCGAAGGACCUUGUCACAAACCGCACUGAAACAGAAUGGUCAUUCAUGUUUCAUGUUCGUGAAUGUGCUUUAGGUGCUAUGCUUAGUUGUAUAUUACACAACUCCAAAAUCAUUUCUCCGGAUGUAGCCAAAAGGCUUUCUGCUUUGUUGAGUAAUACUCUGGUCUUUGUUUCAUCGGCUCCUUCAAACUUUUCAAGUACAAAUACUCCUAAUGGCUCAACAACUUCAGUAACUUCACACCUCCCUUCAGCUUCGCUAAAACUCUCAGAUCACGAGAUGUUAUUAAAACGUCGUUUGUUACAAUGUUUUGUCGCAAUUCGGCCCGUAUCUUCUUACGAGAAUUUAAGUACGCAGCUCCUAAAAUUGAGCCUAUCAUAUUUUGCAGACCCCGAAAAAUACUUGGGAUCUUCUAUAAUCGCAGCUAUUGCCGCCGUAUCAGGAUCCUUUACGAGUGUUUGGACUGUUGGAGAUGAGAGUGCCUUUGGAGUUACUAGUAGAUUACAGGGAAUGAAUGUUGACAUUGCUAAUGUGGCACAUAGUGAUCAAAGUAAAAGUGCUGGUAGAGUAACAACCAAAGAUUGGUUAAAUCGAGAUUUGGUUGAAAGUCGCCUAGAAGAUCAGCUUGAACAAGCUAUAAUUGGGGCUCCAGAGUAUGACUCGCUGAUGAUAUACACAACCUAUUGGGAAUUAUCUUUAUCAUGUAUUCCCAAACCUGUUCCGGUGGUUUCCGCGCUCGUGGACUAUAGCAUUGAGCUUUUUGC
Acaulospora morrowiae is the source of this 988-nucleotide messenger RNA. Lineage: Eukaryota; Fungi; Glomeromycota; Glomeromycetes; Diversisporales; Acaulosporaceae. The record is from the annotation of a GenBank genome assembly.